Messenger RNA from Mytilus californianus (California mussel), 645 nucleotides. RefSeq lists its product as uncharacterized. The transcript has 5 exons. Bases 146 to 505 code for a protein of 119 amino acids. The record is from RefSeq and is a predicted model, not a curated record. Lineage: Eukaryota; Metazoa; Mollusca; Bivalvia; Mytilida; Mytilidae.
GUGUUCAUGACCAUGUAAUUGGCAAGAACGAACAUUCUACAACGUCGCAGCCGAAGUCGAUGUUUUUGUGUCAAAUGCCUACCAAUUAAAAAUUUUACCUGGCACUGUUAUAGAGUGUUUUAUAAGAGAAGGACAGUUCAUUGUUAUGAGACAAGGGGAUAAUAAAGACACAUACAGAUGCAUAAAAGUCAUCGACGUGUGUGAGGACAGCUUUGUAGUGAUACAGACGCCUACUUACCAACUGGACUCUCCUCCAAAUUUGUGUGACAUCUGCACUCCUGGGAAACUUACCAGCAAACCACAAGUCUGGGUCGCAAAAGAGAAAACUCUUUUAGGAUGUAAUGUACCAAAGAACUGUCCUCCAGGAAACAAUAGAUACAAUAUAUGUAAUGGAUGUGAAGAAAAUCAACCAAAUGAUGACAUAUGCUGUAACUCUUGCGAAAUGGCAAAUUCCGGAGAGGAGAACAAAUCAACCUAUGGUGCAUAUCCCAUAGAGGAGAACUAAUCAACAUAUGGUUCAUAUCCUGUCGAGGAGAACCAAUCAACCUAGAAGUUAUUACAAACGCUAAACAUACAAGUAUGCUGAACCACUUUCAUUUCUCAAUAGAGAAAGCAAAUAAUUGAAAUUAAAUAUCAGCAAUUCAG